This is a messenger RNA of Caenorhabditis auriculariae, 2041 nucleotides long. The record is from the annotation of a GenBank genome assembly. NCBI's taxonomy places the organism in Eukaryota, Metazoa, Nematoda, Chromadorea, Rhabditida, Rhabditidae.
AUGGCGGAGAAAAACAGCCGGACUUGUGAUAUUUGUAAUAAACAGUAUGUUUUUUUGAUUUUUCAUUUUAAAAAUUAUAAAAUUUUUUUGAAGAUUUGCCAACACAUCUGCCUGUCGACUUCAUCGGGUGAAAUCGCAUCGGAUGGUGGACGAUAUUACGGAUAAGAGAUUAUUUGAUAGGACCAGUGAGAAAGGUUGUAAUUUUUUUUUCAAAAAAAUAGACGGAAAAAUAAAAUUUGUUUUUAGCUAGAUUAAUUUAUCACUGUCCCAACGAGAAAUGUCUGGAAAGGGCGGUGAAAUUCGAAGGGAUGCGAAAUCUACGGCAACAUUAUGUUCGGGUUGGUUUUACAAUAAAUUUUUAUGAUUUUUGCAACGUUGAACUUUUUUUUUUGUAAAUUUUCUAUUUUUUGAAAGAUGUUUUAUGAAAUUUUGAUCAUUUUUUUUUUUAGUUUUUUCGAUGAAAAUAUGUAUCAUUUUUGACAGGAAAUUAAUUUUUUAAAGUUUGAACUGAUGAAUUUUCAAUUUUGCAUAUUUUUUAAACUUUCCUUGACAGUUUAUACUAUUUCUUAUACUAUCAGAGUUGAUUUUUUUAUAGGAUUAUUUAGAGAAAUGUUUAACUUUUGUCAUUUUUUUUGAACUUUUUUUAUCAAUUUAUAUAUUUUUUCUUAUACUAUCAGAGCUGAUUUUUUUCUAGGAUCGUUUAAAGAAUUUUUAAACUUUGCUAUUUUAUGUCAACUCCAAUAAUUUUAAUCAAAAUGAAGCCUGAAAUUUUUCCUAAAUCAAAAGAAAGAAAUAACCUAUUUUGUUCAUUUUUAUAAGUUAAAAAUUUUCAUAAUUAUGUGGGGAAAUAUCAAAGUUUGUUUUCCUUUUUUUUCAUCGAUUACUUUAAUUUUGAUCAUUUUUAAGCUGUUUUGACAGUUUAUACUUUUUCUAACACCAGAGUAAAUUUUUCUAGGAUCAUUUAGAGAAUUUUAAACAUUGCUCUUUUUGAUAAACUCUCUUAAAUAUUAACCAGGAUGGAAUCUGGACUUUGUUUACCUAAUUUAAAGUGUGUUUCUUUUUUUUUUGACCUUUUUUUUUUGAAUCUUUUUGACGUUAUUUCAAUCAAUAUGAAUCCUUUUGACGUUAUUUCAGUCAAUUUCAAUUCUUUCGACUUUAUUUAAGUCAAGUUCAAUCCUUUUGACGUCAUUUUUCAAGGUUCAUACGGAGAAGAAGCACACCUGUGAAUGUGGAUAUCGAACGGCGCUGCAAAAAGAUUUCAUUUACCAUCAACGGGUCCGAUGUCAACUUUUGAAGCUUCAAGCCACGGAUGGUUUGUUUCUUUCGCCACUAGUUUAUGGUAAAAUGAAUGAAGUUUUGUGGAGAUGUUUUUUUUUUUCACGGAAAAAAAUAUUUAAAUAAUGGUUAUGCUAGGAAAUUUGUUGAAAAUCAAUAUUUUUUUCUUUGAAAAAUGAAGCAAGGAGUUCAGUCAUUUCAAAUACAAGAAUUCGUCCUUAUAAAUGUUUUUUUUGUUUGAAUAGUCGUUAGUUUUUUUAGAAAAAUUAGGAGCAUAAAUUAAAUACUGUUACAGUAGUUAUAGAUACUGUAAUUACUUCUGAUUUUUUUCUUUUUAAAAAAAUGAAGCUUUUUUUAUUUUUUUGAGGGAUUUUUGAAGUUUCUCACUAAUUUACUAACGUUCUUGGGUCAGGUUGGACAGUUCUAUCUUCUCCCUAAGUUCAGUUAAGUCCAUAGGCAAAAUCGGAAAGGGUGGAAAAAGUCUCCAUAAAUGUUCCUUUUUUGCUGCCUUUUUGCGCCAUUUCAUCGGCUUUUAUGCACCAUUUUUGCUGUCUCUCCCCUUUUCCACCAUUUCUAGAGCCUUUAAAAUCCCAGAGAAAAUGGAAGGCUCGAUAAAGAGACUUUUUUUGCUACCUUUCUGAGGCCUUUUUGGUGCCUUUCUGCGGCCAUUUUGUUGCCUUUCUGCGGCCUUUUUGUUGCCUUUCUGCGGCCAUUUUUGAGCCUCUCCUUUUUAGAACCCAUCAUCCACCAUUCCGACUUUGCCUGA